AUGUCAUCAUUUUUGACAGGUUGUUCUCGGAUUUUGAGGACCACGAUACGAUUCUUUUUAUAUUUUAGCCGGGCGGGCAGUUUCAGUUUAGAAAAAAAUGGCUCAAAACGAGGAAGAAACUAUAGCUGCUUUUAAAACUCUGGGCUUAAGUGAUCAAAAAGCAAAAGAGACCCUUAAAAAUACAUCAGUUACCAAAACUUUACUUACGGUUUUAAACGAGGUACGAGGGGUAAAAUUAUCGGAAGGACAAGGAGUCCUUUUGUACCACCUUGCCACCAAAAUAAAACCUCAAAUAGAUCAUCAUCUUCCAUUAUUAGUUAAGUAUAUAGCAACGAAUAAAUUAGAUUCGACUUUACGGGUUGAUAAAGCUAUAGAGUUUGCUUUGUCUCAUAUAAAAAAUAUAAGUACUAAUGAACUGGAAAAAUUCUGUGGUGUCGGUAUAGUUGUUUCGCCAGAAGAAAUAGAGAAAGUAGUAGAAAAAUUAAUAGCAGAAAAUAAAGUUGAUUUAUUGGAGAAAAGGUAUAGAUUCAAUACUGGACCUCUCAUGCAAAAAGUAAGAGCAGAAUUACCAUGGGCUGAUGGGAAAGCUAUUAAAAGCGAAAUAGAUAUUCAGGUUUUCGAUCUGUUAGGACCAAAAACUGAAGAAGAUUUAGCGCCAGUAACUAAGACGGAUAAGAAAACUACAAAAACAGCAAAAAGUGAUAAUAAAGUAAAAGGUGAUAUCAAGAAAACUGAACAAUCAGGAGAUGUUCCGACUCAGGGUUUGACGAUACUUGAGGUCAUGAAAAAAGUAAACUUCCAUGCUCCGGGGGAGAACUAUAAGACGGAUGGAUAUGUUGUAACGGAACAUACUCGCAAGUUACUUCAGGAGCAUUUAAGAGCUACUGGGGGAAAGGUAAGAACAAGAUUUCCUCCGGAACCGAACGGAAUUUUGCACAUUGGUCACGCAAAGGCUAUUAAUAUAAAUUUUGGUUAUGCUGCGGCUAAUGGCGGGAUCUGUUUCCUAAGAUAUGAUGAUACUAAUCCGGAAAAAGAAGAGGAAAAAUUUUUCACUGGCAUUAAAGAUAUGGUUACGUGGUUAGGAUAUGUUCCUUAUAAGAUCACGCAUUCUUCCGAUUACUUUGACCAGUUGUACGAGUGGGCGGUGGAGUUGAUAAAAAAGGGUUUGGCGUAUGUUUGCCACCAAACGGCAGAUGAAAUGAAGGGCUUCAAUCCGCAGCCGUCACCCUGGCGGGAUCGUCCAGUAGCCGAGAAUCUACAACUGUUUGAGGAUAUGAAAAACGGCAAAAUUGACGAAGGCGCCGCAACGUUGAGGAUGAAAGUCACCUUAGAGGAAGGAAAACUGGAUCCUGUCGCGUACAGGGUGCGGUUUACUCCUCAUCACCGCACCGGGGACAGAUGGUGCAUCUACCCCACGUACGAUUACACCCACUGCCUCUGCGAUAGUCGCGAAAACAUCUCCCAUUCGCUCUGCACUAAGGAAUUUCAAUCCAGGCGUUCCAGUUAUUAUUGGCUAUGCAACGCCCUCAACAUCUAUUGCCCCGUCCAGUGGGAGUAUGGUAGGCUGAACGUUAACUACACAGUGGUCUCGAAGAGGAAAAUCGCUAAGCUAAUAGACGAGGGCAUAGUUAAAAAUUGGGACGAUCCCAGACUGUUCACGUUGACCGCUUUGAGGAGACGGGGUUUCCCGCCGGAUGCCAUAAAUAAUUUCUGUGCCCAACUGGGCGUCACCGGAGCCCAAAGCACUGUCGAUCCCUCCAUGCUGGAAGCUUUUGUGAGAGAUCACUUGAAUAAUAGCGCACCGAGACGUAUGGUAGUUUUAGAACCGUUAAAGAUCAUGAUUGAAAACUACCCCCAUAAAGGUCCCAUCAAAGUGUCGGUGCCAAAUUUUCCCAGCAAGCCCGAUUUAGGAAAUCACGACGUUACUUUUAAUAAAGUCUUAUACAUCGAAGAAACCGACUUUAUGGAGAAAGGUGACAAAGGGUACCGCCGAUUAACCAGAACCCAAUCUGUAGGUUUGCGUCACGCUGGAUUUGUGUUAGAAGUUAAAGACGUGAAAAAAGACGCUUCCAAUCAAGUUACCGAAGUUAUUUGCCGCUGCGUUGAGGUUGAGAAAGUUCCGGCUAAACCUAAGGCUUUUAUUCACUGGGUUAGUGAUCCUGAGGAAGUCGAAGUUCGACUCUAUUCAUCUUUGUUCAAACAUAAAAAUCCUGAAGAUUCUAAUGAAGUGCCUGGAGGAUUUCUAACGGAUUGCAAUCUCGACUCUCUGAAAGUUUUAAGAAGCUUCGCCGAUAAGUCUAUUGGUACCGCGAAGGUCUUCGACAAGUUCCAGUUUGAGAGGAUUGGAUUUUUUUCUGUGGAUCCGGAUUCUCGUAAUAACAAGCUGGUUUUCAAUCAGACUGUCGGUCUCAAAGAGGAUGCUGGAAAGUAGCAGUUUACCAUUUUUUAAUUUAUUAUGAGAUUUGUGUGUUGCUUUUACUAAUAAAUUUAUAUCGUUUUAUAUCCAGAGAA
This is a messenger RNA of Anoplophora glabripennis (Asian longhorned beetle), 2511 nucleotides long. Its product is annotated as probable glutamine--tRNA ligase. The record is from RefSeq and is a predicted model, not a curated record. Gene Ontology annotation, biological process: translation; glutaminyl-tRNA aminoacylation. Lineage: Eukaryota; Metazoa; Arthropoda; Insecta; Coleoptera; Cerambycidae. Gene Ontology annotation, molecular function: ATP binding; glutamine-tRNA ligase activity. The transcript has 13 exons. Gene Ontology annotation, cellular component: cytoplasm; cytosol; aminoacyl-tRNA synthetase multienzyme complex. The coding region runs from base 98 to 2431 and encodes 777 amino acids.